UCGACAGCUCUUCUUACUGUCCUCUUCACAGCUUUUGAAAUGUGGCUCAUGGUUGUUUCUGUGCCGCUGCUUCCUGCCAUCAUCAUGGUAUCCACUCGUUAUCGUGACAAAGUUGCCGCGCUGUGCCAUCGAGCUCUGGCCUGGGCACUGAGGACGCUGCGAGGGAGAGUGUGUGUUAGGAGCACCCAUGCGUUCGUGUUCUCCAAAUGCACCCACGGCAAAGUUGACAGCGUCCUGGAAACCUUUGACCUUUAUGCUGACACACACCCCUCCUUCAGCAUCGGUCCACAGAUUGGUGAGGCAUUGGAUGAGGUGGUGAGGCGUGUGCGUCCCUCCCGGGUGUUGGAGCUGGGGAUGCACUGUGGCUACAGUUCAGUCCGCCUGCUGCGUCUGCUGCCCCCUGCUGGCAGACUGAUCACAGUGGAGCUGGACCCACUCAUAGCAGAUCUUGGGGAGGAAAUCAUACUUGUAGCUGGUUUUAAACACUCACAGUUCCAGGUGUUGACAUCUAGCUCAGCUGAAGCCAUCCCAACAUUGCGUCCAUUCCUUGAGCCUGAUCGAGGGACCAGUGAGGGGUUCAAUCUGGUGCUGAUGGACCAUGACCCCAGUCAGUACCUUCCAGACCUGCUGGCUCUGGAGAGAGAGGAGCUCCUCAGCCCCUCCGGCUGCUCUGUCCUUCUGAUCUACAGGAACCAGAGACCUGAAGAUCUUACAGAAAUCCUGGGUCACAUCAGAGCGAAGCCCGACUGCUACUGCAUCACAUCAGAGCUUCAGUUUAUGACGGAGAUCUUCUACCAAAAGGAAAGCACGAGGGUAGAUAGGUGACAGGAAAAUCUAAAGAUGUGGGUGUUUGCUUUCAGUCUGUGUGGACUACACCAAGCAGUAGUGUUAAAUACUUCAUUGUCUCUAGUAUUAUUUAUGGGUCAAAGGAUUGGAGGAUUAAAAAAUAUGUGCUAAAUAAAUGAUUUUUUAUCAU
Morone saxatilis (striped sea-bass) is the source of this 976-nucleotide messenger RNA. RefSeq names its product catechol O-methyltransferase-like. The transcript has 3 exons. The record is from RefSeq and is a predicted model, not a curated record. Gene Ontology annotation, biological process: developmental process; dopamine metabolic process; catecholamine catabolic process. NCBI's taxonomy places the organism in Eukaryota, Metazoa, Chordata, Actinopteri, Moronidae. Gene Ontology annotation, molecular function: catechol O-methyltransferase activity. The coding region runs from base 40 to 825 and encodes 261 amino acids.